Molecule: messenger RNA, 801 nt
Organism: Penicillium cinerascens
Lineage: Eukaryota; Fungi; Ascomycota; Eurotiomycetes; Eurotiales; Aspergillaceae
Product: aldo/keto reductase family protein
Exons: 4
Coding region: 1-801 (266 amino acids)
Molecular function (GO): oxidoreductase activity
Source: RefSeq, a predicted model, not a curated record
AUGACCGGAACUUCACUUCAGUCCACUUUGAGGUUGGUGACAGACUAUGAAAUCCCGGUUGUGGGCUAUGGGGUUGACAGUGCAAAGUGGUAUGAGAACGAAGCAGAGUGCUGCCACGCCAUCAAGAAAUCGGGACUGGACCGGUCGCAGGUCUUCUUCACCAGCAAGGUUCCUCCAAUGUGCAUGGGGUACGACAAGACCAAAAAGGCCCUCGAAGAAAGCUUUGCCGCGUCGGACAUCGGGUACAUUGACCUGAUGCUGGUGCACUCUCCCUACGGCGGCAAAGAGGGCCGCCUGGGGACCUGGCGCGCCAUGGUGGAGGCUCAACAGGCAGGUAAGAUCCGGUCACUGGGCGUCUCGAACUACAGCAUAGCACACCUUGAGGAGCUGGAGGCGUACAUCAAAAGUGGUGGCGGCGGACAGAUUGCCGUCGGGCAGUACGAGAUUCACCCCUGGUGUCCGCGCGAGGACAUUGUCGAGUGGCUGCGCCAGCGAAAUAUCAUCGUCGAGGCGUAUUGCCCCCUGGUGCAGGCGACGCGCAUGGAAGAGCCAUCGUUGCGGAGCUUGGCUCAGAAACACGGCAAAUCACCGGCACAAAUCUUGGUGCGCUGGAGCUUGCAGAAGGGAUAUGUGCCCCUUCCUAAAUCUGUGACGGAUUCCCGCAUUGUGGAAAACUCGCAGGUCUUUGAUUUCGUCUUGUCGGAAGAGGAUAUGGCCAGUUUACAGUUCGACGAACAUGCACCUGUGUGUUGGGACCUCGUGAACGAGGUUACCAACCAGAUCGAAUGUCCGUAUGACUGA